AUGGUCUCGGCUCCUGGAAAGGUCAUCGUGUACGGAGAACACGCGGUGGUACAUGGAAAGGGAGCGAUUGCUGCUGCCAUUUCUUUGCGCUCGUACUUGCUCGUUACACCGUACCCGAAACCCUCGAAAAUGCUCACGCUUCGGUUUGCGGACAUUGAGCUCGACCAGUCGUGGGACAUUGACACGUUGCCCUGGACGGCCUUUGCCGCUCCCGGCAAGAAACGCUACUACUUCGAUGUCCUUGAGAGAUUGGACCCGCAGCUCAUGAAGGCCAUCGCCCCCAUCGUUGCCCAGAUCCCUGGCAAAGUCCUGCAGGCUGCGGCCACCUCGUUCCUGUACCUGUUCCUGAUGAUCGGAAACAAGCACUCCCCCGGCGCUAUCUACACUUUGCGGUCAACGAUUCCUAUCGGAGCGGGAUUGGGAAGCAGCGCCAGCAUUGCUGUCUGUUUGAGCGCGGCUCUCCAGAUCCAGAGCGGUACCCUAACCAUGCCGUUCAGAGGCAUGUUGCCACGCGAAACUCAAUUGCAGCUCAAAAGGGUCAACAACUGGGCGUUCGUUGGCGAGAUGUGUAUCCAUGGCAACCCCAGUGGAGUUGAUAAUACUGUAGCUACCGGAGGAAAGGCGGUGUUCUUUCAGCGAAAUGACUACUCGCAGCCUCCCGAAGUUACCCAUCUCAAGAAUUUCCCAGAAUUACCUUUGUUACUGGUCAACACCAAACAGCCCCGCCGGACCUCGGAGCAAGUCGCCAACGUCCGAAACCUCCUCAUACAAUACGAGGACAUCACCAACUCAAUGUUGGACACGAUCGACAAGAUCACAAUCGAAGCGCACAACAUCAUCUCAGAUCCCGACUUUAGUAAUCACUCGGGCAGUUCUCACAUCGUCCGACUCGGCGAGCUGAUCCGGAUCAACCAUGGAAUUCUGGUAUCACUCGGCGUGUCGCAUCCCCGGUUGGAGCGUGUGCGAGAGCUGAUCGACCACGCGGGUAUCGGUUGGACCAAGCUUACCGGCGCUGGAGGAGGCGGUUGCUCGAUCACCCUCUUGAAGCCCAAUGUCAAGCCAAGCAUCAUGCAGGAGCUUGAAAACAAACUCUCGUCCGAGGGCUUCGAGAAGUACGAGACUACCCUUGGUGGUUCGGGUGUCGGCGUUCUGUGGCCGGCCAUCACCCGGUCCGAUGAACUCGGCCACCCCGUCGAGAUCAGCCAGGAGAUGUUCUUGGCUGCCGAGGGCGUGAAGGGAGUCGAGUCCCUGGUGGGCGUAGACACGCUCGGAAAGCGCAAGUGGCGCUUCUGGACGGAGUGGUCUCCGGAGGCCUAG
Molecule: messenger RNA, 1317 nt
Organism: Tricharina praecox
Lineage: Eukaryota; Fungi; Ascomycota; Pezizomycetes; Pezizales; Pyronemataceae
Product: ribosomal protein S5 domain 2-type protein
Exons: 3
Coding region: 1-1317 (438 amino acids)
Biological process (GO): ergosterol biosynthetic process; isoprenoid biosynthetic process
Cellular component (GO): cytoplasm
Molecular function (GO): ATP binding; mevalonate kinase activity
Source: RefSeq, a predicted model, not a curated record